GCUACCAACUCGAGCUUUUCCUGGCGCAAGGUUUCAGUGUCGGGGAAGGCUUUGCGACGAAGCAGGAGGAGCUGGAAGCUUUCGUCCAGCAGAAGAUUUCCGAAAAGUCCUUCCUGCUCGAGGGCCAUGCAGAGAGAUUCCUGUAUCAGCUUCCACCGCGUGGUGAAUCCUUACAGCUAGGCCGUGUGUUCCAGGCAAUGGAGGCGGAGAAGAACCGCCUGGGCAUCACAGACUACAGCCUCUCCCAGCCUUCUCUCGAGCAGGUUUUCCUCCGGUUCGCGAAGGAGCAGUUUGAUGCACAGAAAGCUGAGGGGACGGAGUAG
This is a messenger RNA of Symbiodinium necroappetens, 323 nucleotides long. NCBI's taxonomy places the organism in Eukaryota, Dinophyceae, Suessiales, Symbiodiniaceae. The record is from the annotation of a GenBank genome assembly.